Rotaria sordida is the source of this 600-nucleotide messenger RNA. Lineage: Eukaryota; Metazoa; Rotifera; Eurotatoria; Philodinida; Philodinidae. The record is from the annotation of a GenBank genome assembly.
AUGGGUUGUUGCAAAAGUUCUUUAUACAUCAACACUUUACGUUCACAUCGAUCAAAUUCAACACGCAUCUCUUCAUCGUUUACUCAAACUGAAAUGAUACAACUUGGAAUCAUUUUGUCUAAUAUACCUGAUCAUUAUCAAGAAGCAAUUAUUAAUCUACCAGCACGAAAACUACUAAAUUUUUAUCAGUAUCAUUUGAUGGCUUUGUAUUAUGGCCUACAAAGAGAAUGGCUAUUAGCUAUUGUAUGUGAACAAUAUGCAAUAAAAGGCUUACAAGCUUUAAUGCCUACUGAAAAAGAUCAUUAUAUCUUCUUUAAUUUUUACAGUGUAUUAUCAGCAUGUUUCUUAGCACUUGGUGAAAUUGAAACAGCCAUUAAAGGACUUCAUAUAACUUUAGAUAUUCUAUUAAAACAUACACCGAUGGACUAUAAAACAAUAAGUAAUCAUUACUAUCAUCUAGGUAAUGCAUACAGAACUAUACAAAAUUGGGAAGCAGCAUUGCAAUCAUUAACACAAGCAAUUGAAAUAGCACAACUCAGUAAUGAUUUAGAUCAAGAAUAUAUUCAUAACCUUGAAACGAAUUUUCAAUUGAUAAAGUAA